Messenger RNA from Hordeum vulgare subsp. vulgare (domesticated barley), 411 nucleotides. RefSeq names its product chitinase-like protein 1. The transcript has a single exon. Bases 1 to 411 code for a protein of 136 amino acids. The record is from RefSeq and is a predicted model, not a curated record. NCBI's taxonomy places the organism in Eukaryota, Viridiplantae, Streptophyta, Magnoliopsida, Poales, Poaceae.
AUGAAGCGGAAGACGCGGAACAAGAUCGUGAUGACGGUGCUGCUGCUGGGGGCGGCGGCGGUGCUGGUAGGCGGCACGCUGGCGUUGAUCCUGACGGCGGGGACGUGGAAGGUGAAGCUCAAGGAGUCGCAGGAGAAGGUGUGCAACAAGGGGUGGGAGUGCUCCGGGACCAAGUACUGCUGCAACCAGACCAUCACCGACUUCUUCAAGGUGUACCAGUUCGAGAACCUCUUCGCCAAGCGCAACUUCCCUGUCGCCAAGGCCGUCGGCUUCUGGGACUACCAGGCCUUCAUCACCGCCGCCUCCCUCUUCGAGAACCAGGGCUUCUGCACCAUCGUCGGCAUCGACAUGCAGAUGAUGGAGCUCUGCGCCUUCCUCGGACACGUCGGCGCAAAGACCUCAUGUAUGUAG